AUGCAAGAAAAUGGCAAACGAUAUAUUUCUCUUCCUGCUCCUUAUAUGAGACCACAUUAUGAUGUUGUGGUCAUCGGAUCAGGAUAUGGUGGCGCUAUUGCUGCAUGUCGUAUGUCUCGAGCUGGCAAAAGAGUAGCUCUUUUAGAAAAAGGUCUGGAAAGAUGGCCAGGUGAAUAUCCAAGUGAAUUAACUGAAUGUUUAAAAGAUGUACAAUAUAGUUCAGCUUCGGGACAUAGGGGUGAAAGGACCGGAAUGUACCAUUUUUAUAAGGGAUCUGGUCAAAGUGCUUUUGUAGGAUGUGGACUUGGAGGCACCUCGCUUUUGAACGCAAAUGUGGCUCUUGAGGCCGAUCCACGUGUUUGGCAAAUGUCUGCUUGGCCAAAGGAAAUUCAGGACGAUUUUGAUAGCAUAAAACAAAAUUAUGAACGCGCCAGGGAGAUGCUUGAGCCGGUGCCUUAUCCUGAUAAUUACCCUGAACUUCCAAAACUUAAAACUUUAGAAGAACAGGCUAGAAGAUUAGGUCCAGAAUUUCAUGAAAAUUUUAAACGCACACCUAUUACUGUCACUUUUGAAGAUCGUAUUAAUAAUGCUGGUGUUAGGCAACGAAAAUCCACUUUGACGGGUAACGAUUCUACUGGAGUUAAUGAUGGAAGUAAAAACACCACUUUAAUGAAUUAUAUUCCUGAUGCUUGGAAUCAUGGAUGUGAAAUAUUUUGUAAAAUUGAUGUUAAACGCGUUAAACAAGAUAAGAAAAGUAAAAAAUGGAAAGGACGAGGAGCAUUUACUGAUGAUAGUCGUAACUUGCUCUCAUUUGUAACUGCUGAUAUUGUUUUUGUUGCCGCUGGUACUUUUGGAACCAAUGAGAUAUUGCUUCGUUCUCAAGCUAAUGGACUUGAAAUUAGUUCUCAAUUAGGGCAAAAUUUUAGUGGAAAUGGCGAUAUUUUGGGAUUUGGCUAUAACACUGAUUUAUAUUGCAAUGGAGUCGCAAUGGGAAAUCUUAAUCCUUCCGAUUUUAAAGAUCCUGUUGGUCCUACUAUCACAGGUAUUAUUGACAUGCGUAACUCGGGCUCUAAUGUCAUGGAUGGAUAUGUAAUUGAAGAAGGCGUGAUCCCUUAUGCUGUUGCCAAUACUUCCAACUUUUUACUUCGAGCCAUUGAUGAUCGCGCUGAUGUAAAAUUAGCUAAUGAAUCUAGCACUAGUGAAACAAAGGCUAAAACUUGGAGAAAAAUUACUUCUAGUGUUUCAAAUUAUAAAGGUGCUAUGGCAAAUACUCAAACAUAUUUGAUUAUGUCUCAUGAUGAUAACACUGGUUACUUAGAAUUACGUGAUGAUAGGCUUCAUAUUGAAUAUGAUGGUGCCGGGCUUACUAAAAUGGUGAAAAAUUUGAACGAUAUCUUAAAAGAUGCUACAAAUAAAAUUAAUGGUACUUAUAUUCCAUCACCACUAUGGUCUAAUCAAGUUUCUGGAAAUGCUUUAAUAACCGUGCAUCCUAUUGGGGGAUGUAACAUGGGAAAGGAUGGUUAUUCGAGUGUC
Racocetra persica is the source of this 1533-nucleotide messenger RNA. The record is from the annotation of a GenBank genome assembly. NCBI's taxonomy places the organism in Eukaryota, Fungi, Glomeromycota, Glomeromycetes, Diversisporales, Gigasporaceae.